This is a messenger RNA of Papaver somniferum (opium poppy), 1395 nucleotides long. Its product is annotated as cAMP-inducible prespore protein D7-like. The transcript has 4 exons. The coding region runs from base 1 to 1395 and encodes 464 amino acids. NCBI's taxonomy places the organism in Eukaryota, Viridiplantae, Streptophyta, Magnoliopsida, Ranunculales, Papaveraceae. The record is from RefSeq and is a predicted model, not a curated record.
AUGGAAGCUUCUCAAUCUGAGUCCUCUAUGGAUCAAUUAUCUAGUAUCUUCGCCGAUACUCCACAAGUUAUGGGAGAUGGCGCUCUCAUCAACACAUGUCAAGCCCUCGCUGGCAUCUGCGAUGCUCCCAUUCUUAUACAGAAUGAGUCUCUUCGAGGGGUUUCUAGAUCAGUGACCCCCAGCUUUCUGAAUUCGCUUGGCUGGAAGAGCCGCUUUUGUUGUUGCUUCAGAUUUGGAAAUAGGCGUGCUGCCUUUGAAAAGAAGAAUAAUGUUCUUCGCAAGAAGAACGAAGAAUUAGUCUCUGAAUCUGCUAAACUUCGGAAGAAGAAUGAAGAAGUAGAAGCUGAAUUUGAUGUUCUUCGCAAGAAGUAUGAAGAUCUAGAAGCUGAAUUUGCUGUACUUCGCAAUAAGAAUACACAACUAGAAAUUGACUCUUCUAGUCAGCAACUAAAGAUAUCCAAUCUUGAAAAUGCUAAUAAACAACUUUAUGAAAUUUAUGGUCUUUCUGAUGAGGCUACUCUUCUUCAUUCUUUCCCUGAUCCAAUAGAUGAUGAUACUCUUCUUGAGCGUCUCAAUAAUUCUUUGAAUAACACCUCUAAUGAUAGGAUAAAUUCUCUUCCAAUAGACGAACUCAGGUCUAAACUUCAGCUUUUAGAAAUUGACCACAGGUCUUGUCUUCAUAUGGCCAACAAAUUUAAACAAUUUUAUCACAAUUCUAAGAAAGAAAUCAAACUUUUGCAAGCCAGGAAUAAUAAUCUUAUAGACGAUAAAUAUCGUAUCACCAAGCAAGGUGCCCAAUCUUUAGCGGAUUUCCAUAAGAUUCUACUUGAUGUUCAAAUUGAGAGAGAUCGACUUGUUCGUGAAAAUAACGUUCUUGUUGAAAGGGAGAACCAAGUUCGUUCCCAUCUUCUUGUUAGUAAUGAGGAUGAAUUUUCCUGGGCUGCGAAGGUUCUUGAUGAUGCCAGGAAUAAUUUAAGUGUAGAUGUUAGCCUCCAUACCGAACAAACAACCCUGAUUAAAGACAUACUUUUUGAAAGAGAAGAGUCUGAAGGAAAGCUUCGCCAGAGAAUUGAAGAACUGGAAAACGAGAAAAAAGAACUUGCAAAGAAUCUUUCUUCUUGCAAUGAGAAAUGCUCCCGACUGAAGACUCAGCUGAAGAUCACUGUUGCGAACUUUAAUAAUGACAUUAUUGGUUUUCGCAAUGACACCAUUAAGAUGGUUUUUGAUGACCAUAAAAUUCCUCAUUCUACAUAUUCUUGCCUUUUAGAAGAAGUUACAAAGAAUACUCCUAACUUAGUCAUCUCUGAUAGUGAAUCCGAAGAUUCUGAGGAUGAUGAAGAAUAUGAUGAAGAUGAAGAAUUAGAGCAAUCUAGUGAUGAAUCCAUCGAGAAAUAG